CAGGAAGUGACUCAGCCGGCGACAUGAGAAACAACAUGGCCGAUGGGAGGUGAUUACCACAUUCUUUGCAGAACAUUUAAUUUUAAAUUAAACCGUCACUACUCAAAAUGCAGUAAAAAGAAAUGACAACAAAGUUUCGACAGCGAGCAAGUGGAGGGAAAAGUGUACGUCACCUUAUAGAUCAAGUCAAAAUCAAGCCAGCCUUACAUAAAGUUACAUAUGAUUCUAGAGCCAGAGGAUGGAUUGGACCACAAAAAGAAACUCAUUCAAAAUGGGUGAAGGCUCGAGGAGCAGUUAUGUUCCUUGGUAUUCGUAAUGCAACAACAAGACCACGGAUAGAUGUCGCAUCAUUAGUAAGGGCUACGAAGAAUAAAAUGAGUUUCUCAAAGAUGACAUACGUUGAUAAAGACGACAGCAUUCAGGUAACACUUCGAAACCCAUCUUUCAUCAGCAGACCAUUCGACACAACGAAAUCAGAGGGCGCAGUAUGGACAUCACCAAAACCAAUCGGCUCAGCCAAAGAACGAUCGAAAUACUUCAGUUUCGAUAGACCGAAGACUUCCGAUCGUACACGAUUAUCUUCGGCCGUCAGCAGCCAUCAAGCACAAUACUUGAAGAAAAUUUUACAAGAGAAGGAGAAAGAACUUCAAAUGAUGCAGAAAUUGUUAUCAAAGUCAACCGAUGAAAACUCAAAGUUGUCAAAAGAGCUGGAAGGAUACCAGGGUAAAAACUACGAUGAAAUCUAUUUGGAAAAUCUAAAGUUGAAAGAGUCCAUUUCUAGAGUUUCUAAAGAAAAUGUUAUCCUGAGAGGGCAGCUUCAACAGGAGAGAAAUCCUGCUGUUCAAAGAAUGCUAAAAAAAGAAAAUUUGCUGAGGAAACAAAACACAUUAUGACCCGAUUUGACUGAUCUAUGUUAAAUAUCAUACAACAUUUACUCAAACACAAAGAAUCAAGUUCAUCACUUGAUGAUGUUUUACCUGAAAAUAAACGCAAUAGUUUGUCAACUUUCUAUCGCACUGAAUACGUUGAUUUUUUCAUGUAAUAGAUGAUAUAAGACAAAUUAUUUUAUUUCUAAUAGAUAACCCAUAAUAAGCAAAAUCGGUGGCCGUCUGAGUAGUUCAUUUAACUUAAGUAUCACUUACCUUGAGUUGUGUGUUUGACCCUCGCAGGUAGUAGGCGCGUCCGAUUCCAGACUUAAUUCACUAGAAUUGCCAGUUUUCCUGCCGACAAUCGGUUGUUGUUUCCUGUGGCACUCCUGCAUCCUCCACCAAUAAAAACUUGCCGCCAUGAUACAGCUAUCAGUGCUGAAAACGGCUUAAACCACCAACAGUUAACCAAUCAAUCAGUUAAGUUUUGGGAUGCAUUUACAAAAAUAACUAACAAUUAUAGAAAUCGCUUUGUAAAGCUCUUUUACUCUGACUACGAAUAAAGUUAUCCUUAAUAGCGCGAUCCUUUAAGACAGGUUCGAUCUAUUGAAAUAAACACACACACACAUAUCAUUUAAAUAUCAAGAGAUUCUUAAAUAAUUUUCAAACACAAUUUCUAAUUCUUUAAUAUAUUUUGGGGUAUUUGAUUAAAUAAGUGACGCCUGCAAAUGCAGAUGACGGUACCAAUAGGUGAAUGCUGUUGCUUUUAAUUUUAUUAGUGGUUGUUGUUUUGAUUAACAUACAACCGUUUGUUCAUUAGGAAUCUGUGUUUCCCCUUUUCAACACAGCCACACUUUUUUAAUCACAUAAGUUCAGUUCAAUGGCAUAAUACGAUAACAUACGAUAUCUUAACCAAGUCAUACAGAUACUUUGAACAAGGCCACCAGCUAUAGUUGUGGCCGUCAUGUAAUAUAAUAUGGCAGACAGUAUUAUUAUGUAAUUGUUAUUUCCCUUGUUUAAAACUAUAAAUUUCUUUAUUUGAUAAUUUACAUGAAGCUUAUUCGAUAUAUAUUUGUUAAAUUGAAUAGAUGUUGAUAUUUUGAAUUCAUUGGUUUAAGAUAUUUACUUAUAUUCUAAAGUUUAGUAUUUGCAUCGUCGCAAAUCAUUUAUAACCUUCUUUGAGAAACUUAUAUAUUUUAUAUACUAGUAACUGGUUUGGAAUUGUUAUGUUGAAUUGUCUGAGGACUGAUGUUCAGUCCAACCUAGGAAAGCUGUGCUUAUCCAAACCUCCCUUUAAGGUUAGUGCAUCUGCCAUUUAUGCCUUCUUAAUACGGAUUGAAGUCAUUGAAUGCUCCAUUGCUUAACCUUUUGGAUUUCAUUACAAAAGUUGUACUUAUUGAAUAAAUUAUAUAUUGUGUU
Molecule: messenger RNA, 2285 nt
Organism: Mytilus californianus (California mussel)
Lineage: Eukaryota; Metazoa; Mollusca; Bivalvia; Mytilida; Mytilidae
Exons: 7
Coding region: 123-893 (256 amino acids)
Source: RefSeq, a predicted model, not a curated record